Purpureocillium lilacinum is the source of this 726-nucleotide messenger RNA. NCBI's taxonomy places the organism in Eukaryota, Fungi, Ascomycota, Sordariomycetes, Hypocreales, Ophiocordycipitaceae. The record is from RefSeq and is a predicted model, not a curated record.
AUGCCUCGAACGGCCGGUCCUCCCUUCAUCGCCAGUCGUGCGAACACGGUGCUCAGCCAGUCAGUCAGUCAGUCAUGCGCCGCUGGUCCUGUCCCGUCUCUCGUCCCGUCUCCCCCGUCCCUAGCUGGCCAUGCGAGAAACCUCGACCGUUCGGAGCGAGCCAGAGGCACGAGACACGUUCAACAGCCGCCGGUAACCAUUGGUAAACUGACGGCGGUACUGUAUCGCUGGGUCGUAAUAUGCCUGUGGCAGGUCCCGCGUCAUGCCUUUGGCUUAUACACCAUGCAUGUGGGUGGCGCCUCAUGGAUGCACCUUGGACCUCCGCACGCCGCCCCAAAGCCCCAGUCGCCCGCGGCUGGGCCCUUCUGCGACUGCGGUCCAGAACCGACUGCAUGGGGAAGGUUCGCAGAUGCAUUGUUCCCUCGCUCUCCUCUCGGCCCAAUUGAGACCAUCAAUGCAGGGCUACGCGCUAGACUCGCCAAUGGGGAGCGUGGUGGGAUGCGCCUAGGGAAGGCCAGCUAUUGUUUGCUCCCAGCUCACCGUCUGGGGGCUCACAAUGGGAUCCCUGGAGGCGGCUUGGCUGGUCAUCGGUCAUCGGCCGUUGGGGCAUGGCUGCUUGGCUCCUUGGCUGCUGCUUGGCUGGGACAGUCGUCAUCGGUGACGGUGAUGCAUCAUCGUGUACGAGAUGCUUGCCGAUAUCAUCGGAGCGCAAAUCGUGGGCAAUAG